This is a messenger RNA of Neoarthrinium moseri, 846 nucleotides long. RefSeq lists its product as uncharacterized. The record is from RefSeq and is a predicted model, not a curated record. The transcript is spliced from 2 exons. Lineage: Eukaryota; Fungi; Ascomycota; Sordariomycetes; Amphisphaeriales; Apiosporaceae. Bases 1 to 846 code for a protein of 281 amino acids.
AUGGCACAGGAUAUCAAUCCCCAAACCCCGAGUGCCCAGUCCUGUUUCCUAUCAUGCUCUUCCGACCCAGAGACUUUGUUGUGGAGUGACGACCCGGGACUGACGAUGGCGCUCAACACCAUCCUUCUUAGUCUGAUACUCUCUGCCUUACAACCGGCGAGUGCACAAGACGACCGCGCCGUGGAUCCCAAUAAUCACUUCCUCUAUCCUCCCCUUCCUGGUGCGCAGCACACCGAGGACCCAACUGUUUUCUGGAACAACAUCAACGUGACUUUUGGUGUAGCGCAGACUCAACCAUUCAAGUGGGUUUCCGACAUGCCGAGCUGCAGUCCGGGCUCGUUCAACACUAUUUACUGGGAUGGUCGUAUCGAUCCAAUCGAUAUCAACAAUGGAAGUCAGGCUUACCUGGCGGCUUGGAACUGCUCCAACCUGUCUGCCAGCCCGGUCUUCUUUUCUCACUACUUCAACUUGACGGGACAGGCGCCAUCGACUUCGACUUCUGUGGCCACUUCAGCGACGCCAGUGACUAGUUCAGCCAACCCUACAUCGACUUCUUCGACUGACACGUCCAACACCACUCCAUCGAGCAAUGUGGCACUCAUUGGGGGUGCUGUAGGGGGAGGUAUUGCUGGUCUCAUUGUAAUCAUUGCAAUGGGACUAGCGUUCUGGAACCACUACAAGAAAAGACGCGCUCGGAGGAGUACAAGUGGCGAGCAGUCUCUCCGAUGGGUACAAUCGAAUUGCUAUGAUGUUGAACUCAGCAAAUCGAUCGGCCCUACACCAGCAUAUGUGGAACACCAACCUCCGAAGAACCUGGCUCAUCGUGGCCCAUCGGAGCUCGCAUGA